Messenger RNA from Nicotiana tabacum (common tobacco), 849 nucleotides. Lineage: Eukaryota; Viridiplantae; Streptophyta; Magnoliopsida; Solanales; Solanaceae. The record is from RefSeq and is a predicted model, not a curated record.
AUGACCACCAUCAGGUGUAUACUUGCUACAGGAGUAAAAAGAGGUUGGGGUUUGUAUCAGUUAGAUGUGGAUAAUGCAUUUCUACAUGGAGAUUUGCAAGAGGAAGUCUAUAUGAAAUUCCCAGCAGGAGUUAUCCCACCAUCUUCUACACAUUCAAAUUCCUCUAUCUCUAUUGUAGCUGUCUAUGUCGAUGAUAUAUUACUAACAGAUAAUGAUACAGCAGAAUUACAAGCACUAAAAGAUUUUCUUCAUCAAGAAUUUAAAAUCAAGGAUCUUGGGGACCUGCAUUUUUUUCUGGCCAUGGAGGUGAUCCGCGAACCUCAGGGGUUGAUCCUUUCACAAAGGAAGUUUACCUUUGAUCUUCUCAAGGAAUUUGAUGCAAUGAAACUGGUUCCUAUUUCUUCUCCACUUGAUCCAACAUCUAGGCUUCUUUCUAAGAUAGGGGAUCCGGUAAAAGACCCUACUUUAUAUCGUCAUUUACUUGGUAAACUGAAUUACCUAAUACAUACCAGACCAGAUUUAUCUUUCACGGUCCAGCACUUGAGCCAAUACAUGCAGGACCCGAGGAAACCCCAUCUAGAUGCUGCCUAUCGCGUGCUUCGAUAUUUGUUGAAGGAUCCUGGAUUUGGUCUUUUUAUGUCAUUUUCAUCCUCUUUUCAGCUCUUGGCAUUUUGUGAUUCGGAUUGGGCGACUUGCCCGGAUUCGCGCAAAUCAGUAAACGGAUUUUAUAUCUCACUUGGAGCUUCGCCGAUUUCAUGGAAAUCUAAUAAACAAACCUUAAUUUCUCUAAGUUCUGCUGAGGCUGAAUAUCGCUCAAUGCGACGAGUGGUUGCAGAACUUACUUGGCUG